Messenger RNA from Mytilus californianus (California mussel), 3060 nucleotides. RefSeq lists its product as uncharacterized. The coding region runs from base 136 to 2931 and encodes 931 amino acids. Gene Ontology annotation, molecular function: metal ion binding; ubiquitin-protein transferase activity. Gene Ontology annotation, biological process: protein ubiquitination. The record is from RefSeq and is a predicted model, not a curated record. The transcript has 22 exons. Lineage: Eukaryota; Metazoa; Mollusca; Bivalvia; Mytilida; Mytilidae.
AUUUCCGCGUUAAGGGUUAUUCUUAACCCAGUUAAGUGUAUGAGGUAUGACAAACAUCUCAUUGAUUCCUUCGAAAUGAAAGCAUCAACAAGAACACAAAAAUUCGUUCUAUAUAGAUAAAAGGCAAUAAAGAAUAUGGAAAACAAAAUGGAGGCAAUGGUCAUUGCUAUGAAACGCACCAUAUAUGAAUUAAAUAAAACUCAAGCAGAAAUAUUGGACAGAAUGACAUCAAAUAGCACGAGUAGAACUUCAAUGCUGGCUGUUGUCUCAAACGAAAUAACACAAUUGGAAGAACAUGUUAGUCGAGUAGAAUCUGACACUCGGUCCAUUGAAUAUACCAACAAUCUUGACAAUGUUACAAAGCAAAUGUCCAACUUGUUGAUGAAAGUUAACAGAUUAAACACACUUGCAGUAAAUCUACAAAAAACGACAGCCUUUGAUGAGAAUAGUGGUAAAGAUGGUUCUACUGUAAUUUUGAGUGAAGAUGAAUCUGUGUGUUUCUCAAAUAUACUAGACAGAAAUGCAUUCGGAAAGAAAGAUAAUAUACCAUCUAGUGAAAAUUGGGAAGAAUUUGAAGAAGAUAAUAUCGAAUAUAGACUAGACAAUGAAUGUUGUAGCGGUGACGCUAAUAUCCACAACCUUUCAAACUAUAUGAAUGGUAGGACAGUACAACUACUGACACACAAUGCAAUAAAUAAUGAAUCCAAUACCAUCCAUAACGAACCUCUUGGAGCACAAAACGAUACGAAAAACAUUAAUAAAUUGAGAGAAGGUAGUGAUAACGUUAAAGUUCAACAGUCUUCACUAUUAAACAACAGCGGAGAUGAAAAUGUCGUAAAUGAAAAUGAAAACGGACAAGACAACCCAUUAUGUACAUUAAACAAGGAAGUUGAUAAUAAAGAUUUACCUGAGAUUGAAAAUUGUAACAUAUCAAAUUCAGAAAGCAGGAUUCAUAAAAAUGAAUCUGGCUAUAAAAGUAAGGGACCGAAAACACAAAACGACAAUCGCGUUAGCUUUCAUAAUAAUCAGGAAAGUUUUAAAGGGGAUAUAGAUAAAAGCCUUCCCAAUAUGGACGUUCAAAUAGAAGAAUCGAUUGUACCCAAUAUAAAACCGACAACACACAAUAGUGUUGACGAAAGACCUAUGAUGACGUCUACAACAUCAUACAAUUCGUCCAGGCGAUCAAGAAGAAGGAGAAGGGAGGAAGACAUAUUUGUUGAACGACUAUUUCAUAGUGAUCAACCCAAAACUUUUAGAGAAUGGUAUCAUCAUUUCAGACAAGUGAAAGUAUAUGCUUCAGUUAGAGUAAGAUCAGGAGUAGUCAACCAGGCAAAUGGACAUGAUGUUAUUUUGGUAAUAGAUACAUCUGAACGUAUGUCAGAGUAUUUCCAACAGUUGAAAUCAGCUGCUUUACAGUAUGUUUACGGAAUUAAACAACUUUCAGAAUGUGGCGGGAUGGAAAAUGGAAUUGGUUUAGCAGUCUUUGGACAACAAACAAGACUUAUACAAGAAGCAACAAAUGAUUAUGAAUUAGUUAUGGAAUUGAUUGGAAAGCUAAGGCCAGAUGGAGAUGCACCUGUCUUAGCAGGACUUCUAAUGGGUUACGCUGGUGUUUCGUCGUGUAAGUAUCAAUUGUGCUUAUUACCUAGCAGUACCAGAAACGUUCCGAUACAAGCAAAUAUGAUUGUUUUCACUAAUGGAUCGUCAGAACAGUGUAAAGUUUUACCAGAAGAUGAACAAAUUUCUAAUUUGGAUUUGAGGAAUCUUCCAGUACCAUCUGAUAUUAAUGCAGUCAUUGACGAAAUUACUGCUUCCAGUACAAAGAUAUAUUAUGUACCUAUUGGCAGACAUCAGUGCAACAAUAUUUUAGAACAUGCUGUAAGACAGACAAAUGGUAAAAUGAUUCAAGUAAAUGAAAUGAACCGCUUGAUCAAUAUGACACAAGUUAUGCUACUGGCUAUAGGCAUAGCAGCUGAUUUGCGCUAUUCAGAAAAUCAAAGCAGAGAAGUCAUCAGGAUGAAAAUAUCAGAUGCAUCAAAUUUUCAUGAUAUCAAUGAAGACUGUUUAGAUAUGGUAAUAGAAUUCAGCAACCCUUUAAAGUUUUGUAAUAUGCGAGGUGAAUUUGUGGAGUUAAAGUUUAACACACUCAAACUAGGAGAUAGAGUAAGACGAGGACCGUAUUGUAGAUGCAAAAGUGAUGAUUUAGGUCUUGCAGGAACAGUCAUUGGACAAGAUCGAGACGGCGAUGUACUGGUAGAAUGGGAUCAUGGAUUAGUAUGUCCUUAUGACUAUGUUGAUGAAAGGGAUGUACAACAUAUAGUAAAAGUCAAUGAAGUUAGAAUGCUGGUCGAUGAACUGAUUGCAGUUGGUUGUAGAGUUGUCAGAGGCCAGGAUUGGAAAUAUGGAGAUCUCGAUGGAGGCAAAGGAAAGUUAGGAACAGUAUUGGGUAUACCAGCAGAAGGAAAAGCAGUGGUAAGAUGGGACAGACAAAAUAUAGGCAUAUAUAAAAUGGGAUGUGAGGGACUUUUUGAGCUAAAGUUGUGUGAUACACUUUCAAGUAAUAGCAGUACAAUACAGAAUGAGGAAACUGAUAAUUAUCACAAUACCGGACAAUGGUUAAGGAAAAGAGAAAGUGUCAAACACCAAAAUGCUUUAAAUACAAUCAAAACAAAUGAAUGUGAUCCAGAGGAUUACCUUAUUCCUAUAUAUUCAGAUGUAGCAGUCAGCGCUAUUUGGGAAUACCAGAGAGUUUCUAAGUGGAGAAAAUAUCCUUCCGGAAUAAAUGUAAAGAUUGAAAAAGCAUUUCAAAGGAAGAAAUCAGGGAAAAUCAUUAUCGAAAUGGAUCGCACAACAUAUAUUAUCCAUUUUUCGAGAAUGGUACAAGAAAAUUUUAAAAAUAAGACUAUACUGGCUGUUAGGAGGAAAGAUUGAAAUUUACGCUUACAAUGAACUAUACUUCUUCAUAUGUACAUGAUGUAUGCUACCAGUCCAAAUUAAAGUACAGCAGUUAAUGUUAUUUAGAUUGAAAAAAAAUAUUUAGGUGUAUUGCGUUGGUAUAGA